This is a messenger RNA of Brassica napus (rape), 1917 nucleotides long. RefSeq names its product UDP-glycosyltransferase 85A1. NCBI's taxonomy places the organism in Eukaryota, Viridiplantae, Streptophyta, Magnoliopsida, Brassicales, Brassicaceae. The record is from RefSeq and is a predicted model, not a curated record. Gene Ontology annotation, molecular function: UDP-glycosyltransferase activity.
GAUAAGAAUGUGAAUUUUAUUCAUGAGAAUGUAUAUCAUACAAUAACUGAAUCAAAAGUUGCAUAGGUAAUUGGUACCUAAAAGUCCAAAAAAAUUGAAAAGAUUAUUUCGCACAAGAGUCUAAGAUCCUCCAAUCCUAAAAUGAAACACGGAGAAAGUUAAACAAGGAAAAGAAAUGGAAUCUAAAGAGGUGUAGUAGACAAUAUUGGCACGUUACGUUGUUUUUUGACAACCGACACAUUGUGUCGUCCAGAAAACACAUCGUCGUGUCGCCUUAGUUUUUAUAAAAUGGCGUUUGUCAAAGCUUAGGCGAACGAAAAAGAUCACAUUAAUCUUGGCGGCCGAGGAAGAGAAAAUGGAAUCUCAUGCCAUUGAUAGCAGACAAAAACCACAUGUAGCUUUCGUGCCUUACCCGGCCCAAGGCCACAUCAAUCCCAUGCUAAAACUGGCUAAACUUCUCCACGCCAAAGGCAUCCAAGUCACCUUCGUCAACACCGUCUACAACCACAAUCGACUCCUUCGGUCCCGUGGACCCAACGCUCUUGAUGGACUUCCUUCCUUCCGGUUCGAGACCAUCCCUGACGGUCUACCGGAGACGGACGUGGAGGCCACGCAGGACAUCACUGCCCUUUGCGAGUCCACCAUGAAGAACUGUCUAGCUCCGUUCGAGGAGCUUCUCUGGCGGAUUAACGCUAGAGAUGAUGUCCCUCCAGUGAGUUGUAUAAUAUCUGAUGAUUGUAUGAGUUUCACUCUUGAUGCUGCAGAGAAGCUUUGCAUCCCGCAUGUUCUUUUUUGGAACAGUGCAUGUGGCCUCAUGGCUUAUCUACACUUUUAUCACUUCAUCGAAAAGGGUUUAUGUCCAGUAAAAGAUGAGAGUUUUUUGACGAAGGAAUACUUGGACACCGCUAUAGAUUGGAUACCUUCGAUGAAGAAUCUAAAACUAAAAGAUGUUCCGAGCUUCAUCCGUACCACUGAUCGUGAUGAUAUUAUGCUUAAGUUUACCCUCCACGAGGUCGAGCGAGCCAAACGCACUUCUGCUAUCAUUCUCAACACCUUUGAUGACCUAGAGCAUGAUGUUAUCCGGUCUAUACAACCCAUUUUUUCUCCGGUUUAUUCUAUUGGACCGCUUCAUCUUUUAGCUAACCGGGUGAUUGAAGAUAGUGGUGAGGUAGGAAGGAUGGGGUCGAAUUUAUGGAAAGAGGAGAUAGAAUGUUUGGCCUGGCUUGAUACUAAGGCUCCAGACAGCGUAGUAUAUGUUAACUUCGGGAGCAUAACUGUCACAAGCGCGAAGCAGCUUGCUGAGUUUGCUUUGGGUUUGGCAGGAAGUGGAAAGGAGUUUUUAUGGGUGAUCCGACCAGAUUUAGUGGCUGGAGAGGCUGCGGUGGUUCCACCGGAGUUUUUAGUGGAGACAAGGGACCGUGGCAUGAUGGCCAGUUGGUGUCCUCAAGAGAAGGUACUUUCCCACCCAGCAGUGGGAGGUUUCUUAACGCAUUGCGGGUGGAACUCAAUGUUAGAGAGUCUAUGUGGCGGUGUACCGAUGAUAUGUUGGCCCUUUUUUGCUGAACAGCCAACGAAUUGUAAAUUUUGUUGUGAUGAGUGGGGAGUAGGGAUGGAGAUCAGCGAAAAUGUAAAGAGGGAGGAGAUUGAGACGGUGGUAAAAGAGCUGAUGGAUGGAGAAAAUGGAAGGAAAAUGAGAGAGAAGGCCAGGGAAUGGCGGCGAUUAGCCGAGAAAGCGACAGAAAAUAAGUAUGGUUCCUCGGUUAUAAACUUUGAGACGGUGGUUAGCAAGGUUGUUUUGAGACAGAGAUCAGAGGAUUAACUAAAACAUAAGAUGGAUAUCAUAGAAAUGUUGCGUAUAAUGAUUGUGUGUAACUGUUUUUCUUGUUUCUAUCGUGCGUAAUAAAUACUAGAUUGCCC